This is a messenger RNA of Spea bombifrons (plains spadefoot toad), 1029 nucleotides long. It is a transcript of the gene TSPAN10, whose product is annotated as tetraspanin 10. The record is from RefSeq and is a predicted model, not a curated record. The coding region runs from base 19 to 1029 and encodes 336 amino acids. Gene Ontology annotation, cellular component: membrane. The transcript has 3 exons. NCBI's taxonomy places the organism in Eukaryota, Metazoa, Chordata, Amphibia, Anura, Pelobatidae.
CACAGAGACCCCGGGAAGAUGGGCGUAAAAUCCCUCCAGCUUCUCUUCCGACUCUCCAGAAAGACCCCGGAGGAGCCGAAUGAAUCCAGCAGCUUAAUACCCAAGGGUACCGCUGAUCUCCAGAAAGCAGGCUAUGGUCAAGGUUCUGGUGAACACCAAUGCUGUACCUCUGGUUAUUGUCCUCCUUCAGACCAACUUGUGGAAUCUCGCCUCACCUCAGUCAAGAAAUGGCCGCCGCUACUGACCCAUCGUCCUAAUUUGUUCAUACCUCUCAUUAAAUACUUCAUGUUCUUUUUCAACUUCAUCUUCUCUGUCCUGGGUUUUGCCAUCCUGGGCGUUGGAGUCUGGGGAAUUAUAGACAAGCAAUCGUUGAUGAGUGACAAAAUUGGCAAUUUAGGCACUGAUCCGAUGCUAGCAUUUAUCAUUUUGGGUCUGGUUGUUUGCGUCCUUGCUGUGUCAGGUUGUGUCGGUUUCCUGAGAGAAAAUUCUUGCCUCCUGAAACUUUUUUCCGCCGGGAUCUCCGCUCUCAUAAUCAUCCAGAGCGUUUCGGCCGUUGUUGUGCUUUCCUUCAGGGAUCAGAUCAAAGAUUCUGUGAAAAGCUCAAUGCUGGUGGCUGUAUCGAGAUACCAGGAUGAUUCUGAUCUAAGAUUUAUUAUGGAUGAGAUCCAGCUUGGAAUGGAGUGUUGUGGGGUACAGUCCUAUCAAGACUGGAGCAUCAACCAAUAUUUUAACUGCAGCUCUCCCGGCGUUCUCUCUUGCGGGGUUCCCUAUUCCUGCUGCAUCGACCCCGUGGAGAAUGGGACGGUACCCAACUCACAAUGUGGAUUCCAGGUCCUGGGAAUGGCGGAGACAAUGGCCGGGAACUUGGUCUACCUGGGAGGGUGCGUGCCUCAACUCUCUCUGUGGCUGAACCGCAAAUUUUGGGACAUCGCUGCCGGAUUCCUAAUCGUAACUGCGUCAGAACUACUAUGCAUUGUGUGUGCCCAGAGGGUCCUAGAGGAGAUCAAGGUGAUAAAAUUACAGUGGUAG